UACAUGGUUUUUUCUACUAGUUCUUCCUUUCCCUCCUUGAAACAUCUAUCCCCUAGAAGAAAAAGAAUAAGGCAAGGGCCAUGGCCACUCAAAGCAAGAUCCUGAUCAUUGGAGCAACUGGGUAUAUUGGAAAAUACAUGUUGAAGGCAAGCCUCUCGAUGGGACAUCCUACAUAUGUUUAUUCACGCCCCACUUCCGACCCUUCCAAGCUAGAGUUAUUGCAGGAACUCGAGUCCAUGGGAGUGAAGGUUUUUCAGGGCGAAUUGCAUGAGCACGAUAAGCUUGUGUCUGUAAUUCAACAAGUAGACGUGGUGAUCUCUACGCUCCCAGUUCCUCAAUACCUUGAGCAACUCAAAAUCAUCGAUGCCAUCAAAGAUGCUGGGACCAUUAAGAGGUUCAUUCCAUCGGAGUAUGGCAACGAAGUCGAUAGGGUUUCUGCACUACCUCCCUUCCAGGCAGUUCUUGAUAUGAAGAAAAGGAUCAGAAGGGCCACCGAAGCUGCGGGAAUCCCACAUACUUUUGUUUCUGGAAAUUCCUUCGCCGCAUACUUCGUAGAUUACUUCUUGCAUCCACAUGAGGAAGGAGAUGAAGUUUUGGUCUAUGGAAGUGGUGAAGCAAAAGCGGUGCUGAAUUUUGAGAAAGAUGUGGCCACUUACACUAUCAUGGCUGCGAACGAUCCAAGGACAUGCAAUCGUUUGAUCAUCUAUAGGCCCCCAGGAAACAUCAUCUCUAUGCUAGAUUUGAUCUCUUCAUGGGAGAAGAAGACUGGAAGAACUUUUAAGAAGACUUACAUCCCUGAGGAAGAAGCGGUGAAGCUCAGUGAGACUUUACCGCAUCCUCACAACAUUCCAGUGGCCAUCCUUCACAGCAUUUUCAUCAAGGGCGAUCAGAUGAGCUUUGAGCUGGAAGAAAACGACUUGGAAGCUUCCAACUUAUAUUCAGAAUAUAAAUACACUUCCAUUGAUCAAUACCUUAAUCUUUGCGCCGUGGAUCCACCCAAAACUCAGCGUGCUGCAUUUGCAUGACCUCGCUCUUCAAUAUCAUAUGAUCUGAGCCUGAUGAUAUGUAUACUAUCUUCUAUUUUGUAGUCUUUAUAAGUGAACCACAUGGUUAAGUGAUGUAUGAUUCUGGUCAGAUGGGCUCUAUCAAUCAGUUGACAAUAUGGUUUUCGCUACAAGCUCAACUUAUCUAUGUAAAAGAUUAAAAAUAAAAUAAAAUGUCCGGCCUUUAUCUC
Magnolia sinica is the source of this 1234-nucleotide messenger RNA. Its product is annotated as isoeugenol synthase 1-like. Lineage: Eukaryota; Viridiplantae; Streptophyta; Magnoliopsida; Magnoliales; Magnoliaceae. The transcript has 5 exons. The record is from RefSeq and is a predicted model, not a curated record. Gene Ontology annotation, molecular function: oxidoreductase activity. The coding region runs from base 81 to 1025 and encodes 314 amino acids.